Molecule: messenger RNA, 1929 nt
Organism: Ochotona princeps (American pika)
Lineage: Eukaryota; Metazoa; Chordata; Mammalia; Lagomorpha; Ochotonidae
Gene: KAT5
Product: lysine acetyltransferase 5
Exons: 13
Coding region: 221-1861 (546 amino acids)
Biological process (GO): regulation of DNA-templated transcription
Molecular function (GO): histone acetyltransferase activity
Source: RefSeq, a predicted model, not a curated record
GCGGUGCCCGAGGUGGAGAGUCCCCUGAGGACUUGGCCCGAGGCUCACGACGCCCUUUCCCUGCCAGCGCCCGGCAGCGAGCGGACGGCGGGCGACUCCGAAGGGUCGUUUUCUUUUUUUUUCUUAAAGAGGCUCCGGGAACCUCGGACCCUGGAGCCUUGUCAAUCCCGGAAGUGACGUCUACCAGAGGGGCCGGAAGUGGCAGUAAGAGGGAGGGAAGAUGGCGGAGGUGGUGAGUCCGGUGCCCGGGGCGGGGCGGAGGGAGCCAGGGGAGGUGGCUGGAGCCCGCGGCCCCACAGUAGCCGACCCUGGCUCCGCGCUGUCUCCCCAGGGGGAGAUCAUCGAGGGCUGCCGCCUCCCCGUGCUGCGGCGGAACCAGGACAACGAAGAUGAGUGGCCUCUGGCCGAGAUCCUGAGCGUGAAGGACAUUAGUGGCCGCAAGCUCUUCUACGUCCAUUACAUUGACUUUAACAAACGCCUGGAUGAAUGGGUGACCCACGAACGGCUGGACUUAAAGAAGAUCCAGUUCCCCAAGAAGGAGGCCAAGACGCCGACCAAGAACGGACUCCCCGGCUCCCGCCCCGGGUCUCCGGAGAGAGAGGUGCCGGCCUCGGCCCAGGCCAGCGGGAAGACCUUGCCCAUCCCGCUCCAGAUCACUCUCCGCUUCAGCCUGCCCAAGGAGCGGGAGGCCGUUGCCGGCGGUGAGCCCGACCAGCCGCUCUCCUCCAGCUCCUGCCUGCUGCCCAGCCACCGCGCAACGAAACGGAAAGUGGAGGUGGUGUCCCCAGCGACGCCGGUGCCCAGCGAGACAGCCCCAGCGUCGGUGUUUCCCCAGAAUGGGUCUGCACGGAGGGCAGUGGCUGCUCAGCCAGGGCGGAAGCGCAAGUCCAACUGCUUGGGCACGGAUGAGGACUCCCAGGACAGCUCCGACGGCAUCCCAUCCGCCCCGCGCAUGACCGGCAGCCUGGUGUCCGACCGCAGCCACGACGACAUCGUCACGCGCAUGAAGAACAUUGAGUGCAUCGAGCUGGGCCGGCACCGCCUCAAGCCCUGGUACUUCUCCCCGUACCCGCAGGAGCUCACUGCGCUGCCCGUCCUCUACCUCUGCGAGUUCUGCCUCAAGUACGGCCGCAGCCUCAAGUGUCUGCAGCGCCACUUGACCAAGUGUGACCUGCGGCAUCCCCCGGGCAAUGAGAUCUACCGCAAGGGCACCAUCUCCUUCUUCGAGAUUGAUGGGCGCAAAAACAAAAGCUACUCCCAGAACCUGUGUCUGCUGGCCAAGUGCUUCCUGGACCACAAGACGCUGUACUAUGACACAGACCCCUUUCUCUUCUACGUCAUGACCGAGUAUGACUGCAAGGGCUUCCAUAUUGUGGGCUACUUCUCCAAGGAAAAGGAGUCAACAGAAGACUACAACGUGGCCUGCAUUCUGACCCUACCUCCCUACCAGCGCCGGGGUUAUGGCAAGCUGCUGAUUGAGUUCAGCUACGAACUCUCCAAGGUGGAAGGGAAGACGGGGACGCCAGAGAAGCCCCUGUCUGACCUCGGCCUCCUCUCCUACCGGAGCUACUGGUCCCAGACCAUCCUGGAGAUCCUGAUGGGGCUCAAGUCUGAGAGCGGAGAGAGGCCGCAGAUCACCAUCAACGAGAUCAGUGAGAUCACCAGCAUCAAGAAGGAGGACGUCAUCUCCACACUGCAGUACCUCAACCUCAUCAACUACUACAAGGGCCAGUACAUCCUCACGCUGUCGGAGGACAUUGUGGAUGGGCACGAGCGGGCCAUGCUCAAGCGGCUCCUUCGCAUUGAUUCCAAGUGUCUGCACUUCACCCCCAAGGACUGGAGCAAGAGGGGCAAGUGGUGACCAGGCCCUGCCCUGGGACAUGCUAAGGACAGCGCCCGAGAGCCUGGCUGGCGACAGGGCCGCUGGGC